Molecule: messenger RNA, 1647 nt
Organism: Penicillium argentinense
Lineage: Eukaryota; Fungi; Ascomycota; Eurotiomycetes; Eurotiales; Aspergillaceae
Exons: 3
Coding region: 1-1647 (548 amino acids)
Biological process (GO): proteolysis
Molecular function (GO): cysteine-type endopeptidase activity
Source: RefSeq, a predicted model, not a curated record
AUGGAGUGGUGCGGUCCGUACUCAGAAGCCUUCUUGGCUACUACGAAACGUCGGGCUAUCGUUAUCUUAACAUCGAUCCUCCUUCUGGCGGCUUACGUCUGGUAUCGACAACCAGUGACUGUUCGCAACGUGGGCAAUAAUGUGCUUGGACGAAAGUUGCAUUAUGGUGGACUAUUCAACGGAACAUGGGAUUACCAAAGGGACAAGGAUAAUUUAUUGUUGGACCAAGGGGAGUGCGAGCAAGCAUUUCCAGCGCUGUUCGAUGAAAUCGAACGAGCAAAGCGCGACCGCCAAUCUAGGGACAUGGAUUUGUCGCUGUAUUGGUUUGCCCAACCACAGGGGGGAACCCUCGUAUUAUAUUAUUAUUCGGGUCAUGGAGGGGUGGCGAAGAGUGGUGAUGCCGCCGAGGAGAAUAAGGAUAGGAAUAAGAAUGUGAAUAAGUCGGGGGAUAAAGACCAGCAGCAGUGGCGCUACCAGUUCCUCGUCCCAGUUGACUUUGACCAGUCGACCCCUUAUGAAUUUCGCGGGAUCACUGAGAUCGAGAUCUCGUACCUCCUCCGCGACACGACGGACCAGACGCGCAAUAUCACUGUCAUUUUAGAUUGUUGUCAUUCUGGUAGAAUGGCGCGGGAGCCGUCGUGUGGUGGCAACGCGACGCCGAAGAAUCUGAGUCUGCAGGGUGCGCGGUAUUAUCGCGAUAUCGAACGCCUCAGUGGUGGCGGUGGUGGUGGACGCGCGGGUCGACAAGAAUACGUCGAGGGAAAUCCACACGCCGUGAGGAUCGCAGCGGCUGCAACCGCAGAGACAGUAUGGGAGUAUGAGUAUUCAGACGGAAAAUGGACGGGCGCCCUGUCGGAUGCGUUGAUCAGGGUGCUUGGGGAGGCGAAGGGCCAUAGCAAUAGCGUCUCCUGGCGCACGACGGUGCUCAGGGUGAGGGAACUGGUUAAUGCGAAGUUUCCGCUCCAGCGCCCGCAGGUCGAGGGCCCUGCAACGCGGUGUCACUUUUCGCUGAAGGAGAUGGGCUCCGACGCAUUGCAUUUGAAGAUGGAGGGGGAUGAUGGUCUGGCGGUUAUUCAGGCCGGUAAGGUCGCAGGCGUGCGUGAGGGGAAUGUGUAUCAUGUCGUUCCUUUUGAUGCAGCAACGACAACGACCAAGGACAGCGACGACCAGGCGGAUAAUAUUAUUGCAGAGGGGGUCGUCUCGCACGUCGAUUGUUUCCGCGUGGUUGUAGGCCUUGCGUCCAAAAACGAACAACUCGCUGAAAUCCCCCUUGAAGGGGCAUUGGCCUGUCUCGAGCAGGAGGCGCUGAACAAGUGGCCUGCCACGACCCACUCUGAAAUACUGCCUGCGGCGCUCGAGGAGCUGAUCAGAGGCUCUCGAUACCUUUGCAUCGCAAGGUCUGACGAACGGGAAGCGGCUAUCGGUCGAAUCCAGCGUCUGGCGGACUUGAUCAGUCUCAGAACAAGAGAGGGAGUGCAAAUAGCAUCGCAGUGGAUAGAGCCAUCAAAUGAUUCCAUGUCUUCUCCGGUGGCAGGGACGACUACUCUUUCGUCACGGCGCAUUUUCGGCCCAGCAAUAAUCGUUUGCACCGUUCUAUUUGGACUUUCUGCCAUUGUUUUGGAUUAUGGUGCUGUUAGCGUUAUUUGA